GUGUGCACGUGAUCACCUGCAGCCAUGUGUGACCAGACGUUUGUGGCGGCCACUUUUGGCCCGUGUGACAACUGUACAACCCCCAGUCCUCUGAUGAACAUCUACAUCAAGAACGAGGCCAUCAACUACUGCUCCUUCUGCGUGGAGCUGAUGGCCUGUCAGGAGCUGCAGAAAGGAGAAAGUCUGGCGUCUCUGAAGAAGGAGAGCGACAACCUGAAGAAGAAGCUGGAGGAGGAGCGCGCCAAGCUCAACGACGUGGAGCUGCACCAGGUGGCUGAGAAGAUUGAGGUGUUGGGUGCUCUCUCCAUAAAGACCAGGCGUGUGCUGAAGGGUCAUGGGAACAAGGUGCUGUGCAUGGACUGGUGCAAAGACAAGCGGCGUCUGGUCAGCUCCUCACAGGAUGGGAAAGUGAUCGUCUGGGAUGCCUUCACUCUCAAUAAGGAGCAUGGGGUUCCCCUGCCCUGUACGUGGGUCAUGGCGUGUGCUUAUGCUCCCUCGGGCUGUGCGGUGGCGUGUGGGGGAUUGGACAACAAGUGUUCAGUGAUCCCACUGUCUAUGGACAAAAAUGAAAACUUGGCUGCAAAGAAGAAGUCUGUUGCCAUGCACACUAACUAUGUGUCAGGAUGCACCUUCACCAACUCCGACAUGCAGCUCCUGACCUCCAGUGGCGAUGGCACGUGUGCUCUGUGGGAUGUGGAGAGCGGGCAGCUGCUGCAGAGCUUCCACGGACACACAGCUGAUGUCCUGUCGCUGGACCUCGCCCCGUCUGAGACUGGAAACACUUUUGUCUCUGGGGGCUGUGAUAUGAGGGCCAAUGUGUGGGACAUGCGCUCUGGACAGAACAUUCAGUCUUUUGAGAGCCACGAGUCCGACAUCAACUGUGUCAAGUAUUACCCCAGUGGAGAUGCGUUUGCAUCAGCUUCUGACGAUGCCACAUGCCGUUUCUAUGAUUUGCGAGCUGACCGUGAAGUGGCCGUGUACCAGAAGGACAGCAUCAUCUUCGGUGCUUCCACAGUGGACUUCUCGCUGAGCGGGCGCCUGCUGUUCGCCGGCUAUAACGACUACACGAUAAACGUGUGGGACGUUCUGAAGGGAACCCGCUCCACCAUCCUGUUCGGCCACGAGAACCGAGUGAGCAGAGUGCGGGUGUCCCCCGACGGCACGGCGCUCUGCUCGGCCUCCUGGGACAACACCUUACGGAUUUGGGCCUAGACUCUUCUUGAUGUUUUCACUCAUCUAAAAAAUACAGCAGCAGGCAACAACCAGCACCGCUUGAAAUCAACACUACUGCAGGAGUGUGUUCAUAACAGAGCUAUGUCUUUAUAUCCUAAUUAUAGGAUGGGUAUUUAUUAAAGUUUGGAUUCCCAGUCUUUGCUGCAGUUAGCUUUAUGACUGAUAUCAUGUAAAAAUGUGUUAUUAACAUAGUAGGGAGACAAAAAAAAGAUGUGUAAAGAGACAAAAAGAAGUUGUCAGCACAAUAAAUUACCAUGUAGCUCCACAGAUAACACCAGUGUUAUAAAAUAUCAGUUUUCUGUCACCAUGCAGUGAAUUUACAUUUAAUCCUGCCACACUACACCAGUUUAUAUCAGAAUGACGAAUGACAGCUUUAUAAUUAAUCACUGAU
Messenger RNA from Salarias fasciatus (jewelled blenny), 1624 nucleotides. RefSeq names its product guanine nucleotide binding protein (G protein), beta 5b (gene gnb5b). The coding region runs from base 25 to 1212 and encodes 395 amino acids. The record is from RefSeq and is a predicted model, not a curated record. Gene Ontology annotation, biological process: signal transduction. Gene Ontology annotation, molecular function: protein binding. The transcript is spliced from 12 exons. NCBI's taxonomy places the organism in Eukaryota, Metazoa, Chordata, Actinopteri, Blenniiformes, Blenniidae.